ACAGCAGAAUAAUUCUCUCCGCUACACGAGCACACCACACUAUGGGACUGUUCAUUGGUCAUAAAAGGAACACUCAAAUCACAUCUGUCAAAUCGUUCGCCAUCAAACCGUACCGCUACCUUCCAUUCGCUUUGUAUUUCGCUGUACGUCAUUCGCGUCGGAUCGCAUUUAUUUAUCUGGCUUCUGGCUUGCACGAUAGUUUUUCUUCAAUUUUAAUGCGUACGCAAUACAAAAUUUCUAACGCCUUGUGUCGUGUACUAGCAAUAAGUGUAAUGUGAUGCUGUUUUUCCACGCCCUGUGUUCUCUAGUGUAGCUAGUUUUACUAAUUUGUGUGCUCCAGCGGCGUAGUGCUUGUUGUCGGGUGUUGUGGGUGGGUACGCAGCAAAAGACGGGCGGCAAAAAGGAGAUGCCGAAGAUGGCCGCCACUGCCGCGAUCGUAAGCAAUUGAUGUUUGUCCAAGCAAAGAAUAAUGUGAAGCGGUACUGCAAACCAAAUUUUUUUGAUAGAAGAUAACUGCUUCCAGUGUUUCUAGUGGAUUGAAGCGUGAACGCAAAUUAUACCGGAUCGAUUGAGCUUGUUGUGUUUGCUGUAGUAGUGCGCUAGUGCAAAGUGAUCGUGAGAAAAGGUGAAUUACAGUGCGUUGCCUUUUUGGUGAUAAAGAAAGGUGCAAAUCCUUCGUGUUAAAAAAAGCUAUUAAAAAAGUGUACCUAAUAUUAGUAUCGUGAUGAGUGGAUAAUUGAAGAACAAUGCUGUUUCAGUUACGAAUCCCUCGCAGGUUCUAGUGUGUGCGUGCGUGCGUGUAUCUGUGUUUACGUAUAUGUUUGUAUUCAGCAUCCUCGAACGAGCCAGCUAUGACGAGAUGGGCAAGGUCAAGCUAUGUAACAGUAGGGAUCCCCUCCGGCCGACCAUUUCGUCCUGUAGGCGGAAGAUACCUGCUCAGACGGAACCAGCGAUCAUCACCGCCCGAUCAAUCACUGAUUUGCAACGAAUUCGACGUCCCAGUGUGGCGCAAACCACGCAAAAAUCAUCCUGCUGUACUGUGCUUUCAACACUGUUGCUAGUACAUUUUAUCGCAGUAGGACUAUUUAACACUAAUCAAGGAGUAAACGCAUCCACAGCAACCGCUGCAGGGCCACUAGUAGCACCGGAACACUACAGUCUACCUACUGGCUCAGACGCGUCCAGUUCCAUUUUGUUGCUCUUCACGACAUAUUACGAUCUGCGUGUGCUUAACGUAUCUGUACAGCCGGACACGAAUGCGCUCACCUACACGAUGGAUGUCCUGCUCCAAGAUCUCAACGAAGCAUCGGCAAUGGACUUUUAUCACGCGCGAGGACUCGUUUGCUGGACAGAAAACACGCUCGAGGUGAUUCAGUGUGGUCGCACGAACGGUACGCUGAACGUGACGAGCAAGACGACUGUGAUAACGGACGGGUUGGACAAACCCGAAGGCCUUGCGAUCGAUUGGUAUACGGACAAGCUCUACUGGACGGAUGGCGAAUCGAACCGUAUAGAGGUGGCACAACUCGAACCACUAGGCAGUAGCGCUGGUGAUACUGCCGGUCGGCAGCUUAAUGCACGGCUGCAGAAGGUGUUAAUAUGGAGCGAUCUCGAUCAACCGCGAGCGAUCGCGCUUAUGCCCGCCCGUCGGUACAUGAUUUGGACGGAUUGGGGCGAAAGUCCGAAGAUUGAACGUGCCAGCAUGGAUGGUGACCCGCAGAGUCGUACAGUGCUGGUAAACGAUCGCAUUUUCUGGCCCAAUGGGCUGGCAGUUGAUUUGGAGCAGGAGCUGAUCUAUUGGGUUGAUGGCAAUCAGCGCUUCCUGGACGUGAUGGAUCUGGAUGGUGGCAAUCGACGGACGCUUGUACGAAACCUUGACUACCCAUACAGUCUAACGUUAACGGCGAAUUUCCUGUUCUGGACGGACUGGAAAGAUGGUACGCUACACUACUACGACAUUCAGCACGAUCGGCACAAAGAGUUGUUGCGCAAGACGGAAGUACCGAUUACGGUGCAUGCUUGGGAUGGACGAUUACAGCCAGAAGCGGUAACCGAUUUGGCUAAUCCUUGUCGACGCAACAAUGGGAACUGUUCCCAUCUCUGUCUACUAUCGACGGUAGCACCGGCAGGAUAUAGUUGUGCCUGCCCGACCGGAAUAAAAUUGCUAACCGAAACAAAGUGUGCCGAUGGGCCGCAGGAAAUGUUGUUCGUGGUGCAACGUUCGCACAUUAAUCGGAUAUCGCUUGAUUCACCGGACUAUUCGAUUGUACCACUGCCUGCUGGUAAGCUGCGCUACGCCAUCGCUAUCGACUACGAUCCGGUAGAAAAUUACGUGUAUUGGUCCGAUAAGGAGGAGAGUGCAAUAAAGCGAGCCCGGGCAGAUGGUAUGGGUGGCCCGGCAGAGGAAGUCGUUACUGCUGAAAUACAGGCACCGGACGGGCUCGCGAUCGAUUGGUUGGCACGCAAUCUUUACUGGACGGAUACCGGCACGGAUCGGAUACAGGUAUGCCGUCUCAAUGGUUCCUUCCGGCGUGUGCUCAUCUAUGACAAUUUGGUAGAACCGCGUGCGAUCGCACUAGCACCGACACUCGGCUGGAUGUUCUGGAGUGAUUGGGGCGCAAAGGAACCAAAGAUCGAGCGUGCCUCACUUGAUGGAACCGAGCGGGUACUGAUCGUGUCGCAAAACCUGAUCUGGCCGAAUGGAAUUGCAUUGGAUGUGGCCGCACGCAAGAUCUACUGGUGUGAUGCAAAAGCGGACACGAUCGAGGUAGCAAAUAUGGACGGUUCGGGACGCAACACGAUCCUGUCCGACAAUCUACCACACGUGUUUGGGUUAAGCCUUCUCGGGGAUUAUCUCUACUGGACGGAUUGGCAGCGAAGAUCGAUUGACCGUGCGCACAAGCUAACUGGUGCCGACCGUACGACAAUCGGCGAAAACAUUGCCGAGCUGAUGGGACUGAAGGUGACGCGUUUGCACGAGGUACAGGGAACGAAUCCGUGCGCCGUUGGCAAUGGUGGCUGUUCGCAACUUUGUUUGAACCGGCCGCGCGAUUACGUUUGUCGCUGCCAGCUUGACUACGAGCUGGGACGUGACAAUCGGACGUGCCUGGUGCCGGCUGCCUUCCUGCUAUUUUCCAACCAUGGCAGCAUUGGGCGGCUUUCGAUCGACAGCCAUAACCAUGCGGACUAUGCACCGUUCCGGAAUGUAGUCGAUGCGCAUUACCUUGACGUAGACAUAGCGGACAGGCGCAUUUACUGGGUGAGCCAGAAGCAGAAGUAUAUUUCGCGUGCGUACAUUAAUGGUUCGGAUGUGCAGCGUAUCGUGGAGACCGGACUGAUGCAACCGGAAGGUAUUGCGGUCGAUUGGUUGGCACAUAACGUUUACUGGACGGAUGCGGAAGCGCGCCGUAUCGAGGUAGCCCGGUUGGAUGGCAGUAGUCGACGAAUUCUCAUCUGGAAGGGGAUAGAGGAGCCAAAAAAUCUGAUCCUGGAACCGCGCAAAGGUCUCAUGUACUGGACGGAAUGGCCAUCGGAUUCGAUCCGCCGGGCGGCAAUGGAUGGAGGCGAUCUGUUGACGAUCAUAUCCGGUGCUAAUCAUGCGAUCGGUUUAACGCUCGAUCCGGAUACGCGUCGUCUCUAUUGGGCACGGCAAAGUUCACCCACCGGCAUCGAAAGUGCUGAUUGGGAUGGGAAACGAAGGACGCGCCUGGUAAUGCCGGAUAACGCUGAUAGCAAUCGGUUCGUCCCCGUUGCACUGACAAUUUAUCAGGAUUGGGUGUACUGGGCUGAUUGGACCGCGGAUGAGAUUGGACGUGCGAACAAGACAUCCGGUGACAAUCGGACGAUCGUCCACUCAAACCUGAAGUAUACAUACGCAUUACUUGCCUUUCACACCGGCCGUCAGUCGGGUUCGAAUCAGUGCCGUACCAAUAAUGGUGGAUGCACGCAUCUGUGUCUAGCGCAAGGCCAACGGAAGAUGACGUGCGCCUGUCCGACGCACUACACACUGAACGCAAAUCGAGUUUCUUGCAGUCCACCACGCAACUACAUCAUCUUUAGUCAACGAAAUUCGUUUGGACGCUUCGUACCGAAUACGGCCGAUUCGCCAGACAUCCCGCUACCAGUUACGGGCAAAAACAUACGGGCCGUUGAGUAUGAUGUAUCGACGCGACAUAUUUAUUGGAUUGAUGGUCGUGGUCCAAUAAUUAGACGUGCUUUCGAUAAUGGUACCAACGCGAAAGUGUCGAUCAAUCCGACAUCCUCACCGUUCGACAUGGCAAUAGAUCCGAUCGGUCGAUUGCUCUUCUGGAGUUGUUCGCACACCAACACCAUUAAUAUUACAACACUGGAUGGCAAUAUUGUUAGCAUCGGAAAUGUGGAUAUUGGACGUUCGGAGAAACCACGCAGCCUAGCUCUACAUCCAAUGAAGCGACUGUUGUUCUGGACGGACGUUGGAUCGGCACAGUCGAUUACGCGCGCCAAACUGGACGGUUCGCAGCGUGUCGAACUGAUCACGAAGCUGGAAGGCAUACAGGCGCUGGCGCUUGAUCCACAGCUCAAUCGAUUGUUUUACGCGCACGGCAAGCGCAUUGACACAAUGGAUAUUAAUGGACAGGACGUACGAACUCUGGUUGCGGAACACAUCAGUAUGGUAUCGUCGAUUGCAGCGCUCGACGGUUUCAUUUACUGGCUAGAUGAGCGUCCGAUGAUGGAACGCAUUUCGAUACAGGGUGAUAAUCGACGAGUGGAGAUUCAUAAGAAUUCACACAUGACGGAUAUUGUCGCGGUAUGGACGCCGGAUGAGCGUAUGCUUCGUAAUCACACGUGUAAAACGGCCCGGGCGGAAUGUAGUCACAUCUGCAUUGGUUCACCGGAUGAUGCACCAACCGAACACGUGUGCGCCUGUCCGCAAGGAUUGAUGCUGUUGAAAGAUCGACGCAGCUGCGGUGAACAACCGAUUUGUGGACCGGAUCACUUCACUUGUGCCGCACCGAGUGAGUUAGCGGAUCGGGAUGGUAACAAGGAAUGUAUCCCUUCGUCUUGGCGCUGUGACGGGCAGAAGGACUGUCCGGACCGUUCGGAUGAGAUGGAUUGUCCGACCUGCCGUGGUGAUCAGUUUAAAUGUCAAUCGGGCGAAUGUAUCGACAAGCAUUUGGUUUGUGACGGAACGACCCAAUGUUUGGAUGGGUACGAUGAGGCGGUUUGUUGUAAGAACCCGGAAGAUUUCCAGUGCCCGACGAGCAAAGUAUGUAUCUCGUUCCACAACGUGUGCGAUGGCGAUGAGCAUUGUGCGAAAGGUGAAGAUGAAGCACCGGAAAUAUGCAACGAGUACGGCAAUCGACGGAUGGCACCGAGUUCAAGCAAGAUCACACUACUGAUCGUCGUGGUGACGGCGGUAGCGGUCGUAUUUCUCGUAGUGUAUUUGCUGCAGACAUUCCGCACCCGGUUCGGUACGGGUGGUGGCGGUCUCGAGCCAAAGGAAUGUGAUCAGGCAGCGGCCCCACUUUCACCGGGUGGUCUGAACAAGAAUAUUCGCGUCUCGAAGCUAGCCUCCGUAGCGGAUGCAGUACGUAUGUCCACGCUUAAUAGCCGGGCAAGUGGUGGUAGUUAUGACCGCAACCACAUCACUGGUGCUAGCAGCUCUACCACCAACGGUAGUAGCUUAAUCGGUUAUCCGCUUAAUCCACCACCAUCGCCUGCAACUACGGCCGGGUCGACGGGACGCUACUGUAACAGCAGCUACCAUCCGUACAAACACUACAAGAUCAUCAAUCAACCACCACCACCAACGCCUUGCUCGACCGAUGCCUGCGAUGAGAGUGAUUCGAACUAUACUAGCAAGAGCAACCGCAGCCAGCGCUGCGGUGGUGGACACGGUUCCGGUACAACGGGCGGAGGUACGAGCAGUUCGGUGGGUAGUGGUAGUGGACGCCACGGACACGAUGGUCGCGGUUCGCUGCAGGGCAAGUACAAGGAACGAUGCUACGAUCCGGAACCAUAUCCACCACCUCCGACGCCCCGAUCGCACUAUCACAGUGAUAUUGGUGGUAUGUUGCCCGAAAGCUGUCCACCAUCGCCGAGCUCCCGCAGUUCGACCUAUUUUUCGCCACUUCCACCACCGCCCUCACCGGUACCUUCGCCGUCGAGGGGGUUUUCGUAGCAGCUAAAGAACGGAGACGACGUCGAUGACGAGGAAGACGAGCAAGAAGAAGAUGAGGACGAAGCAGAGUACGGUGAUGGGUUGUUUCCAGCUAUUGAACAGGAACCCAUCGCCAGAAGAUAGGAUCGUUUGCAUCAUCUUCCGUGUGUGCCAUUCAAUGCCAAUCGUCUAUUACAUUUACUUCCCGCCAGUACGGGACGUCGUCUCCAGAUAGUUUUGUAAGAUUUGUACACUAUAGCUAGGAGCUGUUAAAGAUUAAGUAAUGAAGCAAAUGUAUCGUUCCACCUUCCCUUCAUCGCCUUUCCUCGCCCCACGUAACAAGAAUGCCAACAGAAAGUGCCUCCAAAAUGCCUGCUAGGGAGUAAACUAAUUAAGUAAGCCAUUGCCAAAAGAUGUGUGUUGCUUUAGCUUUACAACCUUGACAACACUCGUCUAAACGGGGGAGAAGGGUGGUUAGGUGUUCAUCCCCAUUUUGUAUAUACCGUAUCUAUGUUCAUAUCCAUCCAGCAGUAAUUAACAUUAGUGGAAGAUCAAGUCCGUCUCGUCUUACUUUGGAACUUUUUCCCGUUUGCUCACACGUCUGCUUAUCGAAUUCAGUCUUCCAGUGGUGUGCCUAGAAAAUUAAUUAGAAAAAACAACCGGUCCUAGCAUACCAACCGAGCGAGCUUAGAGAACGAGGAUCUGUUUUAUGAUCGAUACCGCAAAAAAAAACAACUCCAGUACGGAAAGGGUAGCGGGAAAAGCGAGAUUCCCAGUGAGAUACAUUAUGGUUUGUUAGCUGUUUUGCUCAAUAAGACUGACUUAGCCUUCUUUUACGCGAAGGGCAUUCUCCUGUUAAAUAUAUCCUUCCCUGUGUGACGGUAGCGCGUUUGUUUUUCCCGAUCUUCCCGGCUAAGGAGUAUAUCUGCCUCCAUAAGGCAACGUUAAAUUCUUCCAAGGAAUAAAGUAAAUGACUGUUGUGUUGCGCGCGGCACUCACUGAACGAUAUUAGAGAAUGAUUAGUGUAAUAUGACCGAUCAUGGAGCGUACCGUGAUGUAUAUAAAGCAGGAAGAUGCCUUAAUGCAUUUUAAAUGAAAUUGUUAGAAAAAAAAAACAAUUAACACAUUGCGUACAUUUUUGAAGCAUUUUUAGAGAAUAUAUCGUGUUAGGGAAGUGUAAGUUCAUCGUUUAGCCUUCUACUUGCUGUUUGUCGUUUUAAGUAUUCACACCAAUUCUGUCCUGUACAUAUUGUACGAAUCGAUAACGGAAGAAAUUAACAAAACAAAUCAUCACCAUCUAAUAAAAACAAAGAUAGGAAUGAAAA
Anopheles funestus (African malaria mosquito) is the source of this 7464-nucleotide messenger RNA. It is a transcript of the gene arr, whose product is annotated as low-density lipoprotein receptor-related protein 6. Lineage: Eukaryota; Metazoa; Arthropoda; Insecta; Diptera; Culicidae. The transcript has 5 exons. The record is from RefSeq and is a predicted model, not a curated record. Gene Ontology annotation, molecular function: protein binding. Bases 818 to 6160 code for a protein of 1780 amino acids.